AUGCGUCGACUUGUAGUAUUCCUGUUUUUCACCAGCAAAUAUAUUUGCGAUUGCCAGGAGGGCUCGCAAUACCUCCAAAAUGCCGUCCGCGAUCUACGCAAAAUGAAUUUCCGCCAAACUUUAAGGAGAGCCGAUACGAAAUUUUUGGAGGAGUCCACCAAACUCCCGAUAACAGAUGAAGAAAACACUCCAGCCGCAAUUGAAAGAAGGGUGGUCUACCAAAACGGCAACGUACCACCCCUAACUCUAACGAAAGGAGAAUUGGCGGCUUUGUACGAGAACGCAGUUCAUAAAGGCGAGACGAUUAAAUUAAAUGCGGGAGAUAAUUCUUACGUUCAUGCCGCUGUAGCUGAAUUGGAUGGUUCGGAAAGUAAAAUCCAUUCCCACGAAGAUCACUCAGACGAUACGGAUGGUUACUAUUACUACUAUUACCCCAUCAAGAGCUUUCUUGAUGAGAUGUCUUCGCAGCCAGCUCACGGCCACAAUGAUAAAAUUCACUUUCCCUCGAAUCCCCCAUCAGAUUAUCACAUAGACCCACAUGAUCAUUACGAUCACAUUCAACCCUACAAGGAGCAUCAUGAUGACCAUACGAAAUCCAAGUACCAAUAUCAUUCACACCAUCACGAGCAUCUCAUCAAUAUAUCACCAACUAACAAGCAAGCAGUUGAGGAGAAGAAACCUAAAGCGAUGGAACCACUCUUCAUGGCGAUAUCGGGCUUUAUAGGAGUUGCAGUUGCUAUAGCUCUAUCGGUUUUGAUGAUACCACGGAUGGCCAACCCUCUGGUCGGCAAUAAAAAAACCGCCAAACACGAACGGAUAUCGGAUAUAGCGAGGAUCGCUAUAUCCGCCAUAGAAGGCAAUGACUGCACUGAAAGGUUCGCUUGCGAGUUAGGCAACACUGCAAGAUCCUUUAAUUUGCAAGAAAAUAGGUUUGUUAAAUUGUUGAGGAGGAUGGCCCCUUCAACCUUUGGAAAGCACAUUGAUAAAGUUGGACGAUACUCAAACAAAAGAUUGAAAUGUACGGCUAUUCCAUGCAAGAAAAAACCGCCGAAGAAUAAGAACAGUCAAAAGAAAAACGCUCAAAAGAAAUCUUAG
This is a messenger RNA of Brassicogethes aeneus, 1095 nucleotides long. The record is from the annotation of a GenBank genome assembly. Lineage: Eukaryota; Metazoa; Arthropoda; Insecta; Coleoptera; Nitidulidae.